AUGGCACCGAGCGAGCCCAUGCUGCCCGUCGCGUUGGCACCACCAGAUCAUGACCGUCCUCCGAGGAGGCAUUUCGCUGCUGCUUGUGACGGUGCUGCUGUGGACGAUAUCCAACUUUUUGGCAUCUAUCAUUCCUACGACAAGCCAUUUUUUGUGGUGUAUAUGAAUACGUCGGUGUUUGCGGUGUCUCUGAUACCCAUGUUGGUGAGGUUCCUGAUGCAGCACGGCGUCGAGGGUCUACGACGCGAGGCCAUGGUGGUCUGGAACGAGCAGAGGUACGGCAAGGACCUCAAGAUAGCCGAAGACGAGGAAGACACGGUGGCGGGGGAGCGCCUGCUGGUCGACGACGAGCCGAGCCUGGAGAUGGAAGGGUUCGAGACGACGACGAGGGUGGAGCGGCUCACGUUCCGGGAGACGGCCGUCAUCAGCCUCGAAUUCUGCAUGCUGUGGUUUUUCGCAAACUACUUUGCGUCGGCGUGCCUCGAGUACACGAGCGUCGGCAGCGUGACGAUCCUCAACUCGACGAGCAGCGUGUGGACGCUCGUCUUCUGCGCCGUGAUGGGAGUCGAGGGGUUCACGGCACGCAAGCUGAUUGGCGUGCUGGCGUCGCUGACGGGUAUCGUGCUGAUAUCGACGGUGGACCUGUCCGGGUCGAGUGACGAGAACCGCGGGUCAUUCCCGCACAAGACGACGGGGCAGAUUGCGAUUGGGGAUCUGAUGGCGUUUGUGAGCGCCAUCAUUUACGGACUCUACGUGACUGUGAUGAAGAGGCGGGUAGGCAACGAGGAUCGGGUGAAUAUGCCGCUCUUCUUUGGACUCGUUGGACUCUUUAACUUGGUGUUCCUCUGGCCCGUUUUCUUCAUCUUGCAUUUCACGGGGAUGGAACCAUUCUCGUUCCCUCCUACGGCCAAAAUCUGGGCCAUUGUCAUUGGCAACUCGCUGUCGUCCUUCAUCAGCGACAUGUCAUGGGCGUACGCCAUGUUGCUCACGACGCCGCUGGUCGUGACAGUCGGUCUGUCUCUCACGAUCCCGCUGUCGCUCAUUGGCGAGAUGAUUCAGUACUCGCAGUACUCCAGCUGGGUGUACUGGGUUGGCGCGGCUGUGGUGCUCAUCUCGUUCCUCUUCAUCAAUAACGAGAGCCACGAGGACGAGUCGAGCGACAAGAGCCCCGAGGCAGGAUCCCGGGGCGUCUCGCAAUUAUGA
Colletotrichum acutatum is the source of this 1203-nucleotide messenger RNA. Its product is annotated as thiamine-repressible mitochondrial transporter THI74. The transcript is spliced from 4 exons. NCBI's taxonomy places the organism in Eukaryota, Fungi, Ascomycota, Sordariomycetes, Glomerellales, Glomerellaceae. The record is from RefSeq and is a predicted model, not a curated record. The coding region runs from base 1 to 1203 and encodes 400 amino acids. Gene Ontology annotation, cellular component: fungal-type vacuole membrane.